Molecule: messenger RNA, 338 nt
Organism: Prorocentrum cordatum
Lineage: Eukaryota; Dinophyceae; Prorocentrales; Prorocentraceae
Source: the annotation of a GenBank genome assembly
GAGGCCGCCGUGUCGGUGCACCGCCCGGAGUGGCCCAGGCUGCUGGCCGUGGCCGAGGACAUCCCGCCCGACCACUGGGAGGGCGACGUGGAGAGGUGGCCGGACGUGGCGCGCGCGAACCAGCGGCUCCCGAGGCCCAAGACGGGCAGCACGGCCGAGGACGACGUGCUCACCACCGACAGCGACUUCCUGCGCUCUAGCGCGCAGGGCCGCCAGUCGCCUCCGUCGCCGCGGCAGCGCCACGCGGCCGUCCUGGGGUGGGCGGGCUCCCAGGCCCCGCCCGGCGCCGGCAGCUACCCGGACGGCAGCCAGAGCGCGCGGCUGCCGGCCGCGAGAGG